Molecule: messenger RNA, 1716 nt
Organism: Emys orbicularis (European pond turtle)
Lineage: Eukaryota; Metazoa; Chordata; Testudines; Emydidae
Gene: GPR137
Product: G protein-coupled receptor 137
Exons: 7
Coding region: 1-1194 (397 amino acids)
Biological process (GO): positive regulation of TORC1 signaling; regulation of autophagy; negative regulation of bone resorption
Cellular component (GO): lysosomal membrane
Source: RefSeq, a predicted model, not a curated record
AUGGAGCAAACUGCCAGCAACCUGACGGUGAUUGUGCCAGCCCAGCGCCUGACGCCAGCUUUUCCCCCGGCGGUCAAGCUGGGGCUCACAGCGCUGUACACGGCGCUGUAUGCCCUGCUCUUCCUCUCAGUCUAUGCCCAGCUGUGGCUGGUGCUGCUCUACCGGCACAAGAAGUUCAGCUAUCAGACCGUCUUCCUCUUCCUCUGCCUGCUCUGGGCCACCCUCCGCACCACGCUCUUCUCCUUCUACUUCAAGAACACUCUCAAGGCCAACCAGCUGGGCCCCUUCCUCUACUGGCUGCUCUACUGCUGCCCCGUCUGCCUCCAGUUCUUCACCUUGACGCUCAUGAACCUCUACUUUGCCCAGGUGGUGUUCAAGGCUAAAGCUAAGUACCACCCGAACAUGACCAAAGGGCUGCUGGCCGUGCGGGGGGCCUGCCUGGGCGCCAGCCUGCUCUUCCUGGCAGUGAACGUGGCCUGUGCUUUCGUGGUGCGGCUGGGGCGGGCUGAGCCCUGGGCCGUGGUGCUGACCCGUGUCCUCAUCAAUGACUCACUCUUCGUGCUGGGUGCUAUCACUCUGGCGCUCUGCCUCUGCCUCGUGGCUCGCGGCUCACCAAGCACCAGCCUCUACCUGCAGGCCAAGGGCACCACAGUGUGCCAGACAGCAGCCAUGGGUGGCACCAUGGUGCUGCUGCACGCCAGCCGUGCCUGCUACAACCUGGUGGCCCUGGCAUUGAGCUCCCACACCCGGCUGGACUCCUUCGACUACGACUGGUACAAUGUUUCGGACCAGGCAGAUCUGAUCACUGACCUGGGGGACCAAGGAUACCUGGUCUUUGGCCUCAUCCUCUUUGUGUGGGAGUUGCUGCCAACUGCCCUACUGGUGGGCUUCUUCCGGGUGCACCGCCCUCCCCAGGACCUGAGUGCCAACCACAUCAUCAAUGGGCAGCUCGGGGGCUCCCGGUCCUACUUCUUUGACCACCCCGGGCAAUACGAGAACGAGGGGCCCCCCCGCAGGAAGGGAAGCAGCCUGGCAGGCCGACUGGGCAGCGGCAGCUGGUAUGGAGCCAUUGGCCGGACUGGGAGGGAUCCGGACUGGCUGGGGGGGCAGCCCCCCACAACUCCCCUGCUCUUCUCCCAGGUCACUGUGCAGGCCAGCCACCACCACAGCCUCUACUCUACCCCGCAGACCUAGAUGCGCCCCCCACCCCGUGCGUCACAGGAGGACGCUGGUGAAAUGGGGCCACAAGGACUCAAUAGUGUGGAAGGCGGGGGGAUGUGGAGGGAUGAGUUCUGAGUGCAGGAAGUGGAGGGGACCCAGCUCUGUGCACCCUCCAGCUGAACAACCCCCAACCAAACAGCGCCCCUCCCCAUCGCACAGGGAUGGCUUUGGCACCACCCCACAUGCUGCAGCCUCUGAGGGUGCAGGCUAGUUUGGGCAGGGAUCCCAGUGUCCACCCGUGGGUCAAAGGAAGAAUGGACUGUCUCCUCCCCCUGCGCUGAAUGUGCUGGAGAAUUGCAUGUCGGGAGUUCCCCCUCUGGAUUCGGGCCUGCAGCUGAACCAUCCCUGGGGGGUCACACUGUCGUGAGGUGCCAGACUGUGGCUCAGGUGCCAGUUCGUACCCUCUGAUGCACGCCAGCUCCUGGCUCCUCCGAGAGCUCUCCCCAGCGCUGCCUUCCCACCCCAAGGCUUUGGUGCUGUCCUGUCCCUCCGCCC